AUGGUCCGCUUCACUAGUUUCUUCCAGCCAUCAAAUGAAUCACAAGAGGAACUUAGAAGACCACUUUCAUCAGCUGCGCCUUCUGUUGAGGGCCAGGUUGAUAACUUUACCGAAGACGGCGAUAUAGCUCCAAUAAAGACUACAGAUGGUACAGACGAGAAAAAUAGCACUACCAGAUCCAUAAAUAAUGCGAAAAGCAAAAUUUCAUUUAGACCCACGGUUUCGAUUGAAAAUGAAGGGAAUGGCCGCAAACUCAGUAUCCCUAAAAGUAGAGGGCGUAGGAAGAUCGAAGAGCCUCUUCCCAUGGCGAGAUGCGAAGUGUGUCAUAAAGCCAAAAUGAAGAUCGACCCUGCGACAUCAAAUUAUGAUGCGAGGCUAAGACAUUGCGUUAAAUUCUUGACAAUGCGUGCUAAUGGCGAGCGUGUAGCGGAUUACCGCUUACCAGACGGUGGCACACAUAAGUUGCCUAACAAGCUUCGAUCCUUGCGGAAAUUCUUGAGCAAACACUCCACUAUAAUAGAGAAGUCCACUGCAAACAAGAUGCCCGUUUCUCAAAAAUUGAGGCAAUACAUAGAUAUGAACUUUACUGCGAAUUAUCUAUUCGAAAUUCGAACUGCAAACCAAGAUGUUUCUGAAAACGAAGAAAAGUGGCAUUCAUCUUUCUGGGUUCCUAGAAAUUGGGAUCCAGACAGCUCAAAGCCAUGUUCUGGGAUACGCAAUAAUCUCUUUUGGAGGUACUAUGGUGGACCUUUUCAAGUCUAUCCGGGCCAUUUUUUUUGUCCAAUGGAUGAGAUCAGAAGCUGCCACAAUUCAUGCAAGACAGUGAAGGGCACAGCAGCCACAAAAGACUUCCGUCUCCUUGAAAAUGUCAAGCCGAUGAAUGUUCGCAUGAAAUGCCGAUGUGUUGAAGGGGGAAAGAAUAGCCUUGACCAGAGCUGGAAUGUACGAUUAUAUAAGCGAAUGUCGGAGGAAGAGAAGAGGAACGAGAAAGAAAAGGAAUAUCAGGAAGGAUUGGCUUUUGCGAAGCCUAAUGAUAAUCGAAAGUCGGGGGCGAAGGUGAAGGAGAAUUCCGAGUCGAGUUCCUGGGCAAAUCCUGGUCUUCAAUUUGAUUCCUUAGCAGAUGACACCAGACUAGUCCUUGAAGAAGCUGAUAGAGCCGCAAAGAAGAGUAAGGAUAAGCAAGAUCCUAUCAAGUCACUGGAAGGCGAGAAUGGCCUACCAAGAAUCAAGGAGGAGAUCAACACAAACCCCCAGAAUGAACUGGUAAAUAAUGAAAAAAUUUCAACUCCUGUUAAUGAAAACAUUGCAUUCACCGAUUAUGGAGCUUCUCAGAACACCGGCUUAGAAGGACCAGAAAGAAUCCGAGAACUGCACCCUUCCGUAAUUCAAGAUGAAAGUAUUUCACCAACUGGCUCGGGGAUUGGUCGAGACAGCGAUGCAGAGGAGGGAAAUCAAAUCCGAGAAUCCCGAUCUUCAGUAGCUCAGGAUGAGACGACUCUGGCUACUGGCUCUGAGUCUCCUCAAAAUACCAAUUCAGAAUGGGGAAACGAAUUUCUGAACUGGCAAUUCCUGUUACACCAAGAUGAGAGUACUUCAGCCACUCGACCUGACUCUUUGGAAUAA
Molecule: messenger RNA, 1623 nt
Organism: Botrytis porri
Lineage: Eukaryota; Fungi; Ascomycota; Leotiomycetes; Helotiales; Sclerotiniaceae
Exons: 1
Coding region: 1-1623 (540 amino acids)
Source: RefSeq, a predicted model, not a curated record